UCCGACGUAGCUCCAGCAAAGUUAUUGGAUUUUAAAGGUACUUGAUCGCGAAUUGCGCCAAUCCUAAGGGGAGUCUUUUCUCUUUUUGUUUGCUUUCAGGCCGGUGAAACAAUUAGCUGGAUGCAGUUUCGCGAUGGGAAAGCGAAAUAAACAAAAGACAGCUUUGAACGCGUCCGGUGAUGAUUCUGUAGCAUCGAAGCAGGUGUUGGAGCAGCCUGCCCCAAGCGUAGAAAAUGAUCAAGUCGAAAGCGAUCGAUUUGAAAUACCUCUCCAUUCCAAGCAAGCAGCGUUCGCUUUGCUGUGGCUACUAGUGUAUAGUUUCGGAAUGUUUACCCUCCCGUUCUUAGCUUUUUACGGGACGCGAUAUAUUCUAACGCACAACUUUCACGUGGAAGGAUUCGCCAACACGUGCGGGUCAGUUCUGGCUGCCGUUCUGAUGGUCAACGUGAUCAUUGUGUUGUACGCCAUAAGAGGAUUCCAGGAGGCGGCGGAGGACGAACGCGAAGCCAAAAGCGAACAGACGGAACAGAAGGAAGCGAAGGAAGAGUCGAAAAAGAGCAAAUGAAACUUAACAGUAUUUUAGAAAAGCGUGUUUAGGAAAGCGUGAAGUUUAGUGUGUGAAUAAAUUUUAAGAUUUUACUCCCCUA
Messenger RNA from Topomyia yanbarensis, 647 nucleotides. RefSeq lists its product as uncharacterized. Gene Ontology annotation, cellular component: endoplasmic reticulum membrane. The record is from RefSeq and is a predicted model, not a curated record. Gene Ontology annotation, biological process: vacuolar proton-transporting V-type ATPase complex assembly. Lineage: Eukaryota; Metazoa; Arthropoda; Insecta; Diptera; Culicidae. Bases 134 to 565 code for a protein of 143 amino acids. The transcript has a single exon.